Molecule: messenger RNA, 2208 nt
Organism: Chenopodium quinoa (quinoa)
Lineage: Eukaryota; Viridiplantae; Streptophyta; Magnoliopsida; Caryophyllales; Amaranthaceae
Exons: 1
Coding region: 1167-1919 (250 amino acids)
Source: RefSeq, a predicted model, not a curated record
AAAAAACAAAAGAUUUACUCCAAGAAAAAUCGUAACAGUUACAAACUACACGAGCAAUUUAAAUAACCCCACUUUUUUAUGAUUAAGUAUGAGACAAUAGAUAGCGGGGUUUAACUUUCCUGCAGACAAAUUGAUGGUCCAAAUGCUAAAGCAUGCUUAAAAGCCAUCAUUAAAGGACUAAAUAUACAAGCAAGCAUGGCCUAAUCUUGCAAGAAAUCACCCUUCCUGGUCCCUCUUGAUCUUCUCUACAGAUUACAGCGAUCCAAAUUUAGCUUAACAAGAUCCAUUCAGUAAACAAAGCAACACUAAUCAAGCUCAAAAAAUUGGUAACUUUUGUAGGAAACAUUAUAUUACUAGCUAACAAAACUAGCCAUAUUUGAUAUUUCUAGUCCUGCUCAUAUUUUUACAUUUGCUCAUCUGGCCUCUAUAGUUGAGUAACUUGAGUGUAAAUGCUGAAUAGAUCUUCUGAGAGCUCGAUUCGUGGAUUCGUGCUCUUGGACUUCCAAAGAGCCAGAGAAACAUUGUUAAUCAAGCAAAAGAAGAUCAAAGGGGGUGGUUUCGGUGUGACAGCAGAAGUUUGAAGUAGGGAAAUUUCUCAGAAAAACAGAAAGUAGCUUAGUUUACAUAAUUAGUAAUAGUACUAAACUACUAAUUUUGGUGUGUCAAGAGUUGAUUUAAAAUGCAAGUUGGAGGGAAAAGUGCCAUGUGGUAAGCUCAGAAGACUUCACAUGGUUUCUCUUACUCCAAAGUUAUCUCUCUAUUAAAUGCUACAAAAACUAGGUACCUGAAAAACCAGUUUAUGGGUUUUUCAAGAGAGAAUCCUCUGUUAUUUACUCUGAAUUUAUAGCCUAGUUUAUUCUUUAAGUACUUUCUGAUAGUGAGUUCAAAGGGUCUCAUUUUCUCUCUUCAUAUAUGAUACUGAUUUUGAUUUUCUCUUUUCGGAUAUAAUGUUCGUUUUCGUGUCGAACAUAUUCCACUUGAUAUCAUUGAAGAAACUAUCCAACUCCCAAAGAGCUUAAACUCGAGUGUUUUUGGUAGUACUGUGUUUGUUCUUGGACUAAACAUUUCGUUGUUUCGUCGUAGCCAGACAUCAGUUUGUUUAUCACAUUUUUAGAUCCAAAACACCAUCAACCCAAUUGAGUGUUCUUCUAUUCAAAGAAGAAGAAAUGGCAGCUUGUUCAUGUUUAGUCAGAAAUCCACUUCCUUGGCUUGCUGCCCUUGGAUGUUUAUUUGUCUGUUCUCAAUCUCUAGGCUUCGGGUUUCUUACUAUCUUCCUUACAUCAUCAGCUAUUAUUCUAUGUCCUGUAAUUCUUUGUCGCUUAAAGCUAUACGAGCAGAAAUCAACACGGAGAGAGUCAUGUACGCGUUCCAUUGAAGAGUUUGUUUCCGAAUCAAGUCAUCAACAGACAGUCAGCCCGGUGAAUGAGUCUUUGGAAGAAGAAGAAGAAGCAGCUGAGAGUAAAAUUCAUGAAACAAUACAGGAAAAUGUUUCUAGAUUGGAAGAAGAGGAAGUAUCAAAGCACAAAAUACAGCAGAAUGAAAAUCACAGGUCACCAGAAAUACUGCUGUCUGACAGUGAAAGUGUUGAUCACACAACUUCGAGUGAGGAUUCAGAAAACGAUUCUAUGUUCAGAGAAAAUCUGAGUCACAGCACAAACUAUUCAGACGGGUCAAUCUCAGACGAAGAGAGUCUAAUAGAAAUUGCGCUUCCAACAGGCCACUAUGUUGACUCAAAGAUAUCACAAGAACCAUCCUGGUAUGGAUUUCAGCAUCAGAAAUGGUCAGACUGCUCAUUAAAAUCCCAUUUCAGACAGAAAAAUUGGAUGGAGAUGCUAAACGAGAUGAAUGAAGAAAACUUCAUCGAAAUCGAUCUCUGCAUGGGAUCCAUCAAGUGUUCAAGGUUUGAAAUUCAAGCAUAAUCAUCAAAAAUUCAUACACAAAAAUUUUACUCCCAAUCGCGGUUGGGAAUUAAUUCACUAGUACUUCUUGUUCAUUAGCCCUUAAUUUUUUAUCCGGUCACGGAUUUUUCCUCCCCUUGUUGGGGGUAUAGCGUAUUAAGAUUUCGAAGCAUGCUUGUGUUACAUCGUUAAACUUUAGUGCUUGUUUCGCAUUCACCUCGGAUGCCAUUUGAAGCACAAAGUAUAUUUCUUUUUGCUAAAUCUUACUGUGAUUAAAGUAAUUAAAACUCUGACAGCCAUUUCUGUUUUA